AUGGCCGGGGCCAUCAUCGAGAACAUGAGCACCCGCAAGCUCUGCAUCGUCGGGGGCAUCCUGCUCGUGUUCCAAGUCAUCGCCUUCCUGGUGGGAGGGCUCAUCGCUCCCAGCCCCACGACAGCUGUUCCCUACAUGUCAGUGAAGUGCAUUGAUGUCAGGAAGAACCACCACAAAACCAAGUGGCUGAUGCCCUGGGGACCCAACCACUGCAAGAAGCUGAAGGAUUUCGACGAGGCCGUGAGCCGGCAGAUCGAGGCCAACGACAUCGUGUUCGCCGUGCACAUCCCGCUGCCCAACAAGGAGAUGAGCCCCUGGUUCCAGUUCAUGCUCUUCAUCAUGCAGCUGGACAUUGCCUUCAAGAUGGACAACGACCUCAAGGAGAAUGCAGAGAUCACCCUGGAUGUGUCGCUGGCCUAUCGUGACGACAUGUUCGAUGACUGGGAGGAAAUUGCACAUGCCAUAGAGAUCAGGAAGCUGAAGUGCACCUUUGGCUCUCCAAAAACCGUGGAGUCCGAGGGCCGUCACUACGACUGUGAUUUCCUGCCCUUCAUGGAGAUUGGCAGCGUGGCACACAAGUACUACCUCAUCAACAUCCGCCUGCCCGUCAACGACAGGAAGGGCAUCAACGUGGGCAUCGGCGAGAUCAAGGACAUCCGCCUGGUGGGCAUCCAUCAGAACGGAGGCUUCACCAAGGUGUGGUUUGCCAUGAAGACCUUCCUGACCCCCAGCAUCCUGAUCAUCAUGGUGUGGUACUGGAGGAGGAUCACGCUGAUGACACGCGCUCCCGUCCUGCUGGAGAAGGUCAUCUUUGCUCUGGGAAUUUCCAUGACCUUCAUUAACAUCCCUGUGGAGUGGUUUUCCAUCGGGUUUGACUGGACUUGGAUGCUGCUCUUUGGAGACAUUCGACAGGGCAUCUUCUACGCCAUGCUGCUCUCCUUUUGGAUCAUCUUCUGCGGGGAGCACAUGAUGGACCAGAACGAGCGCAAUCGGCUCUCGGGGUACUGGAAGCAGGUUGGGCCCAUCGCCGUGGGCUCCUUCUGCCUCUUCAUCUUCGACAUGUGUGAGAGGGGAGUGCAGCUCAAGAACCCCUUCUACAGCAUCUGGACCACCGAGGUGGGCACGGAGCUGGCUAUGGCCUUCAUUAUAGUCGCAGGGAUCUGCCUGUGCCUCUAUUUUCUCUUCCUGUGUUUCAUGGUCUUCCAAGUGUUCAGAAACAUCAGUGGGAAGCAGUCGAGCCUCCCUGCCAUGAGCAAGGCUCGCCGCCUUCACUACGAGGGGCUGAUUUUUAGGUUCAAGUUCCUGAUGCUCAUCACCCUGGCGUGUGCAGCCAUGACCGUCAUCUUCUUCAUCGUGAGCCAGGUGACAGAAGGCCACUGGAAGUGGGGGGACAUCACAAUCCAGGUGAACAGCGCCUUCUUCACCGGCAUCUAUGGCAUGUGGAACCUCUACGUGUUCGCCCUCAUGUUCCUGUACGCGCCAUCCCACAAGAACUACGGCGACGACCAGUCCAACGGUGACCUGGGGGUGAACAGCGGGGAGGAGCUGCAGCUCACCACCACCAUCACCCACGUGGACGGGCCCACGGAGGUGUACAAGCUGGCUCGGAAGGAGGCUCAGGAGUGACACGGAGGAGCCUCAGCAGGGACCAGCCCGGGCUGGGGAGCAGGGGACACACGAGUCCCUCUGGCUGGACACCUCUCCAGCCACAUCCCCUCCUCCCUGGUGCACUCACAGAGCAGCCACAGCCAGCAGAGCAUUUGUAACUCUUUACUAUGGUGUAGUUAUUCCUGGGGGGAGGGCUGUGUAUAUUGUGUGACACGUAAAACCCUGCUGGAAGGGCACUGAGGUUGCAAAGUCGCACGUCCGGGGCAGAGGUGCCGUGGGGCUGGUUUGAUUUUGCUGGGUGUGCUGGUGCAUAAAGGUGCUGCAGGGAGCUCAGGCAGGAGCACGUGCUCAGUACUCUGGGGCUGCUCCUGCGUGCAGCAGGUGUUGGUUUUGGGGGGAGCCUUGUUGUAAAAACAUUGAAUUCCACCGCUGUAGCUGUAUCAGCCCUUGUCUUUGUGCAGCCCUGCAGCCACCCUCUGUCGCUGGAUGGAGCACAGCUGGGAGAGGAGUAGGCUGUUAGUAAGGCUUUAGUAGAAGCAGUGAGUGCUUUCUCAGCAGCUUUUACAGCUGUUUGCUGAAUACAGGCAAUGCCCAGGAUGCUGAGCUGAGUUGCAGGAGAACAGAGCGCUCCUGACCCCAGCUCCCAGCUGGCUGAUCCCUCCCUGCUCUCAGUCUCUUUGGCUUCCCCUGCUUUUGUGGCUCCCUCCACCUCCCCUUUUGUUACAGUGCAUCCCUGGGAGCCGGGCAGUCUCGCUCUGUGCACUGCCAGCCUGGAGCAGAGCUGGAUUCUUCCAGGGAUUAUCAGACUUGAAAGAAUCCGCUGGUCACGCACUAAUGUGGAUCUUUGCUUUCCCAGAGCAGGCGCUGGGCUCGCUCAGCCCCGUGCUGGGAGCCUUUGGCAAAGACAGGGGAGUGGGAACUGACCCAGUGGAGGUGUGAGCUCGGACCAGUUCAGAGAAAUGAGUGGGGAAGGGUCUGCGCUGCUCAGGGCUCCUGGAGGGUCCAGAGAGCCUCAUGAGCUGGCAGGAGUAAAUAACAUGGAACUCACCCUCCCAGUUCUGGCCCUACAAGGUAAGAAUCUGCUGCUGCUGUGUGUUAGAGAGGGGCAGAGAGGGGAAACUCAUUUCUGUCAGCCCAGGUAAAAUCACAAUUGCAGGUACCAUAACGAUUUCCACCCCAGAACUCAUUCAUUUGCCCUCAUCCAUUUGUUAAAGCUCAGCACUAUGAAAAAGGAGAGGGUGGCACCACAAGAUCACUUUGGAUGGGUUUGCUGGCUGGGCACCCCACGUUGUGCACCGUCACAUGGGGCUCCUCCAGUCAGGAUGUGCCACACUGGGCACACCCCUCUCCCUGUGUAUUCAUUGGAGCUCCUAUUGGAUUUUCCUAGAGCAAUUCCAUUUGUUGUCUUUGCCCUCCCUGGGAUCCCCAGCUUCCCCUCCCCCUGGAGACAAAGCAGGUCCAAGCAGGUUCCUACUCAUAGUAGUUACUCCAUUAGGAAGUGAAUUAAACCAACCCGGUAACCCCGGAACAUUCCCAGCUGAACACUCGACUUUGCAACUUUACCGUCCCUUUUCCCUUGGGUUCUUACGUGAUAUUUAUGUUGUUCCCAUAGCUGUGUCCGUGGGUUCUUUUCCAGCUUAGACUAUAGCAUUGCAUUUUGUAAAGGCUCCCCACAAAAGGGGAGCUGCAGCUUUCAAACCAAAUUUUGUGUCAAACUAACAAUUUGUUUACGGGGCGCGUGUACGUGUGCGUGCGUGUGUGGGUUUUUUUAUUUCUUCAUUCCUCAGCCCUACUCAUAUGUCUUGGAAAUAGUCCCUGGGUCUUAUUAAAAUAUAUCCUUUUUUUUUGUUGUUGUUUAGGUUGAGUUCAGUUUUUACAGAAUGCUUUAAGCAACCUGGAAAACAUGUAGUUUUGUUAAUUUAAAUAAAAUAUACAAUA
Molecule: messenger RNA, 3546 nt
Organism: Ficedula albicollis (Collared flycatcher)
Lineage: Eukaryota; Metazoa; Chordata; Aves; Passeriformes; Muscicapidae
Gene: WLS
Product: wntless Wnt ligand secretion mediator
Exons: 12
Coding region: 1-1626 (541 amino acids)
Biological process (GO): Wnt protein secretion; intracellular protein transport; Wnt signaling pathway
Cellular component (GO): organelle membrane; endomembrane system
Molecular function (GO): Wnt-protein binding
Source: RefSeq, a predicted model, not a curated record